AAAAAGAAGGAAUAAAGAGAAAGAAGAAGAGAGAGGGAGGGAAGAGAUUUUGAUUUCACUCAUAUUCAUUCACGCGGAGGAAAGGGAAGUCUGUAUCUAGCUGGCUGUCGGAGAGAUCCCUCUGACCACGUGACUCACCACCUCAUCUCUCUCUCUUUCUCUCUUUUCACUUUUAUUAACAAAACCCAACCCCAUCGCUUUCUUCACACCUUCCUUCUUCUUCUUCUUCCAUAAAUCUUAAACCCAAAUCUCCCUCUCUCUCUUUCUCUCUCUCUCAUUUUCUUGUUUCCAUCAUCACUGUCUCUCUCUCUCUCUCUCUCUCUCCACUCCUAUUGGCGGUUACUUUGCUUCUUCUUCCACCAUUUCACCGCCACGCGAUGCCAAGAUUCUCAUUCAGAUUCAAAUGCUAUUAUUCCAUUUGAUUCCAUUACUGCUUCGAUCUUCUUCUACGGUUAUGUGGUCUUCAGCUUGAAACAGUUGAGCUGCUUAAGUAUGUUUUUCAAUGAUUUGUGGUUCCAGAACUACCUUUUGCUUUCAUACAUGGUCUCUUAUGGAUUAAGAAGUGCGGAGAAAUGGUUUUAAAUUCAGAAUUUACAAGAACAUGGAGAGGACACGAGAAGAUGCACGGAUGCCUUCAGAUUUCAUUGGAAAAUUUGGAUCUGUUUCUUUGGGAACUCAAGACGAGACCUUAAAUAAUAAAGAAUCACCUAGACAUUCAAACCAAGAUUUUAUGUCACCUCAGAGGGCAUCACAAAUUCUAUGGCACACUGGAAUGCUUUCAGAACCUAUACCAAAUGGUUUUUACUCAGUUGUUCCGGAGAAAAGGCUCAAGAAACUUUUUGAUAGUAUUCCUACUUUGGACGAGCUUCAAGCCUUGGGCGGAGAGGGUUUUAGGGCUGAUGUCAUUGUUGUCGAUGCAAAGAAAGAUAGAAAGUUAUCUAUGUUGAAGCAACUAAUUGUCACGUUGGUUAAAGGACUGAACACAAAUCCAGGUGCAAUAAUUAAGAAGAUAGCUGGAUUGGUUUCUGAUUUCUAUAAGCGACCAAAUGUUGAAAGUCCAGCAAAAGCUGCACUUGAGGAAUCCUCCCACAUGUUUGAGAGUCAUGGUGUCCAGAUGCUGGGGCAAAUAAAGCAUGGCUCAUGCCGUCCUCGAGCUAUCUUAUUUAAAGUAUUAGCAGAUACCGUAGGUCUAGAAAGUAGACUUAUGAUGGGUUUUCCAACUGACGGAGCUGCUGAUUGUGUAGACUCAUACAAGCACAUGUCUGUGAUAGUUGCGUUAAAUUCUGUGGAACUGCUGGUUGAUCUUAUGCGCUUUCCUGGCCAACUGUUACCACGAUCAAUCAAGUCAAUUCUUAUGACCCACAUUUCUGCAGCAGGAGAGAGUGAUUCAGCAGAAAAUGAUUCUUGUGAUUCACCAUUAGAACCAAACAGUCCUUUAUAUGGGGUUUCAGAGAGUGCUGAAAAAGAUGACAAUCUCCAAUUCCAUAGAAGAUUUGAAGCAUCUUCAAAUGUAUCAAGUCCUCCCUUGCGAAACAUGAUGUUACGAUCAAAUACCUGUCUGGACAGGAAAUUAAGUUUUUCUCAUAGUGAACCCAACAUUGCAACUUCAUUUGGUCGGCGCAGUCGAAGAAAGGUCAUUGCUGAACAGAGGACUGCUAGCUCCAGUCCCGAACAUCCAUCAUUUCAAGCUCGUGGACAGUCCAAGCUUGGCGGUGAAAAGACUGCAUUUAGAGAUUUUGCUGAUGACCAGGCUACAUCAAGAUCCAGCUAUAAGUCGGAUGGUGCAUCCUCAUCAGGACCUCGUAGAAUACGAAGAAGAAGCAUUAGCAUUACACCAGAGAUUGGUGAUGAUAUUGCAAGGGCUGUGCGAGCAAUGAAUGAAAAACUAAAGCAAAAUCGUCUUCUAAGGGAACAAGGGGAUGAUAGUUCCUUGCCUCAUUCUCCCAAUGAUAGAACUAGCAGUGCAGAGCUUCAGAAAAAUCUGUCAAAUUUCCGUCUUGAUGGUCAUGAAACGUCCCCCUUAUAUCCACUGUACCGUGACAAUGUACCUUCUCAAAAGGCAGUGUCAUUACCCUCUUCACCACAUGAUUAUCGAAGACAAACUUCUGAGACAAGCAGGCCAUUGGGAUAUGAAUUGAAUGAUGAACUGGAGUCAACUUGGAAUAAAAUCCUUGAAUCAUCAAUGGCGGAUAAUAAACCUCUGUUGCCUUAUGAAGAGUGGAAUAUUGAUUUCUCGGAAUUGACUGUUGGAACUCGUGUUGGGAUCGGGUUCUUUGGAGAAGUUUUCCGUGGCAUAUGGAAUGGCACAGAUGUUGCAAUCAAGGUUUUCCUAGAGCAAGAUUUAACUGCUGAAAACAUGGAAGAUUUCUGCAAUGAGAUAUCCAUUCUCAGCCGACUCAGACAUCCUAAUGUCAUCUUAUUUCUUGGUGCAUGCACAAAGCCUCCACGCUUGUCAAUGGUGACAGAAUAUAUGGAAAUGGGAUCUUUGUUCUACUUGAUUCAUGUGAGUGGUCAAAAGAAGAAGCUUAGUUGGCGAAGAAGACUAAAAAUGUUGCGUGACAUAUGCAGGGGCUUGAUGCAUAUACAUCGAAUGAAGAUUAUUCACCGUGAUGUGAAAAGUGCAAAUUGCCUUGUGGAUAAGCAUUGGACAGUGAAAGUCUGUGAUUUUGGACUUUCAAGAAUAAUUACAGAGUCUCCCAUGAGAGAUUCUUCUUCAGCUGGAACACCAGAAUGGAUGGCUCCUGAACUGAUUCGAAAUGAGCCGUUCACUGAAAAAUGUGAUAUCUUUAGCCUAGGUGUGAUAAUGUGGGAGCUCUGCAACUUGAGUAGGCCAUGGGAAGGCGUACCUCCAGAGAGGGUGGUUUAUACUGUUGCUAAUGAGGGUUCCAGAUUGGAGAUUCCUGAAGGCCCGCUAGGCAGACUGAUUUCAGAGUGUUGGGCAGAACCGAAUGAGCGACCAAGUUGUGAGGAGAUCCUAUCUCGCUUGGUGGAUAUUGAGUACUCGAUGUCUUGAUGCAGCAAUUACCUUUUGUACAUAGUGAACUUUGGGUUGAGUUAUCACAUUGUAUUUUCGGCUGAUGUUGUAAACUUAUAUGAAUUAUAUGUCCUGAAAACAUGUUAAAAUGUGCGUGCAUUCGUGCAUUUCUUGAAUCGUCUCUUAUGUGAAGCAAUGUAAAGAGAAGGAAAAGAAGCAAUGGCUUUUUUUUAUCCAUCUCUUUAAUCACACAAAAUAUGGUUGACCUUUCAUUUAAUGGUUGAAAAUUUUGAAAGAAGUAA
Messenger RNA from Medicago truncatula (barrel medic), 3276 nucleotides. RefSeq names its product serine/threonine-protein kinase EDR1. Bases 602 to 3013 code for a protein of 803 amino acids. The record is from RefSeq and is a predicted model, not a curated record. Gene Ontology annotation, molecular function: protein kinase activity; ATP binding. Gene Ontology annotation, biological process: protein phosphorylation; signal transduction. The transcript has 17 exons. Lineage: Eukaryota; Viridiplantae; Streptophyta; Magnoliopsida; Fabales; Fabaceae. Gene Ontology annotation, cellular component: cytoplasm.